UCUGGGGGGCGGGGCGGGGGCAAGUGUGGCUUUUCCGCCUUAUUGUCCCCUAUCGCCGGCGGGACACCGCGCAGGCUGCCGGCACCAUGAAGAUCUGGACUUCAGAGCACGUCUUUGACCACCCAUGGGAAACCGUUACGACAGCCGCAAUGCAGAAAUACCCAAACCCUAUGAACCCGAGCGUGGUUGGGGUUGAUGUGCUGGACAGACACGUGGAUCUCUCUGGAAAGCUGCAUAGCCAUAGACUUCUCAGCACAGAGUGGGGACUGCCUUCCAUUGUGAAAUCUCUCAUUGGUGCUGCAAGAACUAAAACAUACGUGCAAGAACAUUCUGUAGUUGAUCCUGUAGAGAAGACAAUGGAACUUAAAUCUACUAACAUUUCAUUUACAAAUAUGGUUUCAGUAGAUGAGAGACUUAUAUACAAACCACAUCCUCAGGACCCAGAAAAAACUGUUCUGACUCAAGAAGCUAUAAUCACUGUGAAAGGAGUCAGUCUCAGCAGUUACCUGGAAGGACUCAUGGCAAGUACGAUAUCUUCAAAUGCUAAUAAAGGCCGAGAAGCAAUGGAAUGGGUAAUACAUAAAUUAAAUGCUGAGAUUGAAGAAUUGACGGCUUCGGCGAGGGGGAGCAUAAGGACACCGAUGGCAGCAGCGGCAUUUGUAGAGAAAUGAGGAUGAAAAUCAGUACCCAACAUCUGCCCCCCAGGUAGAAAUGUAAAGCUCUUCAUGCAUUGGAACUCGACCUGGCUUUGGACCAACCCCAGAAAAAAGCAGAGCCACCUAAACACCUACAAUUGCCCUGCUGUGGUAAGCUGCAAGAACUUGCAUGAGGAAAUGCUCUGUAAAAGGAGAAAGUCUAGUUUGAGAAAACCUAUUAAUUUGUAUAAAAUAACUUGCCCUUCUAUAAAGCACCAUUAAGAACCACAGUGUUUUUUGUUUUGGUACUUAAAUGACAUUUUUGGAAAUGAAAAUUAUCACUAAAAUAAUACAUGCCUCCAACAAACAAGCAAAAAAGGAUUUUAGCCUGUUAAAAGAGUACUGUAUUAAUUUGCCAAAGUUUUUUAACUUAGGAAAGGCAUUACCUUCCUUGGAUUUGUACUUUAUGACUUAGUAUGCUAUACCGUGGGCUGGUGAUGUUCACUGAAAAAAUAAAGUCAUUACCGGAAUUUUGCAGCACUCUGAACUUAAACAGAAGAACAGCUGUUCACAUCUUUUAGCAUUUCACAUUUGCCUAACUUAUAAAUUGCCAUGUGUCAAAAUCAUGGCUCUGUAAUUGCUAAAGCAUGAUAUGUCAGGUUAUUUGAAUAUAAUUACUUUUUGAAGUAAUUGUGACCACAAAACAUCUUUUUCACAUGAAGAGCUGUACGUCAUUUGAAAUUACUCAAACGAUGUCUUUCUGAAGCAUAAAUCCCAGGUACUCAGUGUUUUUAAUAAUACAGUGCAACUGCGGGGGAUGGGGGCGGUGGGGAAGAAAAAAGGAAUAAUAAUGAGAAGAAAAGCAUUGACCUAAACCAACCACCAUGUGAAUUGCUUUGCAGCUUUUAUUUGUGGGAAAUCAAUUUUGGAUGCUAAGGGGCAGCUGCAGUCUGGAAAACAAUCCAGUACAUGUAUUUCAUAUUUUGUAGCGGCAGUUAUGGACCAGGAAAGACUGUCUUUGAUACUUGCAGUUGUUGCACACGGAGUGUUUUUUGUUGAAAGGUGAUUAGCUCUUGCCUUGAUCUUACCGUGCUAAUGUAAUAUACCCUUCAGGUUUCCUGUAGAGGAAACCAGUUAGUAUAUAUACAUAAACCAGAGAAAUGGUAUAGCAAACUAUUUAAAAAUUAGUGUUUUUCUACUUAAAAUGUUGUUUAGCUUAAGACUUCUUAGGACAUUUGUAAAAGCAACUUAAAUCCAGUAAGGUUUUUGAUUAUUUUUUGUAACCGGAGAUGGUUUUUACAAAUAACAUUUCAAUUAAACAAAACAUAGCAAAAUAUUGAUCUUUGAUUAAAAAGUUGCUUUGUAUAAUUUCUGUGAAUUAUACUUGUUCUGAAAAAGGUGUAAUGCCCUAAUGAUAAAAAGAUUUCUAAACAAA
This is a messenger RNA of Neogale vison (American mink), 2070 nucleotides long. RefSeq names its product PRELI domain containing 3B (gene PRELID3B). Gene Ontology annotation, molecular function: phosphatidic acid transfer activity. Gene Ontology annotation, cellular component: mitochondrial intermembrane space. Gene Ontology annotation, biological process: phospholipid transport. NCBI's taxonomy places the organism in Eukaryota, Metazoa, Chordata, Mammalia, Carnivora, Mustelidae. The record is from RefSeq and is a predicted model, not a curated record. Bases 87 to 671 code for a protein of 194 amino acids. The transcript is spliced from 7 exons.